This is a messenger RNA of Schistosoma mattheei, 2906 nucleotides long. NCBI's taxonomy places the organism in Eukaryota, Metazoa, Platyhelminthes, Trematoda, Strigeidida, Schistosomatidae. The record is from the annotation of a GenBank genome assembly.
UGGUGACACUUUUAAAAAGGCAUUUAAAACGAGGGCGAACAGCUUUGAAGAUGUUUUGUGAUGUAUGAUAGAGUUGUGGGAGAUACAAAAUGUCAGGUGGUCCUACUGUCCUCCUUUCUGAUGGGAAAUGUAAAGAGCGAUGUAAUAGUGAACGAAAUGGUGGAAGCUAUGAUCCUGUGAGGUGGAGUGAAUAUUUUAACAUACGGGAUGAUAUAGAACUCGAAGGGGGUACAUUUAGAAUCUAUCGUCGAGGUGUCGAAGGGCCUCUCCUCUUCUUCUUACAUGGUGGUGGUUUCUCAGCUUUAACAUGGGCGGUCCUAAGUACUCUUAUUACUGAUCAAGUUAAGUGCCAAUGUUUGGCAGUGGAUAUGAGGGGCCACGGUGAUACAAAGUGCCUCAAUGAUGAUGACCUAUCUAUCGACACUCUCUCGAAGGAUAUAAUAAAAAUAAUAUUUGCUAUGUAUCCGAUGGAGGCUCCGCCAAUUAUCCUUGUGGGCCAUAGUAUGGGUGGAGCUGUAGCAGUACAUGUGGCAUGCAAGCGAACUAUCCCUUCUUUGGCUGGUCUUGUUGUUAUUGAUGUGGUUGAAGGAUCCGCUUUGAGCUCAUUACGUGGCAUGACAGCUUUCUUACGUGGUCGUCCUCAAAGUUUUCUUUCUUUACCUCAAGCAAUUGAGUGGAGUGUUCGGAGUUCGCAAAUACGUAAUGUAAAUUCAGCUCGUGUGUCUUUCCCUGGUCAAUUAAAGCGUAUCACAAGUGGUCAGACUGCAACAAGCGAACUAGAUUCAGGGAUCGCAGUUCUUUCUAAAACUGUUCCGUCUAUUCCUUCCGUAACUUCAACGCUAGAUGGUAGAGUCUCUUCUGUAAGUCGAUUAUCAAGUCAGCCAUUGGUUGAAGAUUCAGAACUAGAUAACUCUAGAAGUUCAGAAAUCAAUUCUGAAAAUAAUUUAGAAGUUGAUCAAAAUUCAACAAGUCUUCCUAGCUUUCAUAAUGAUGCUGACAGUUUACAAUACAAUACAGAAAAUGUAUCGUUGGAUUCAUCUAAGUUUUCCAGUCAGUUUAUUGGAGAAUCUAUUCAUUCAAUAAGUGGUAGUACACUACCUUCUUUUACUGACUCUUCUACUAUUUCAAAACAUUCUGGUUUGGUAACAUGUCAGUCGGAUCGUCCACAGUAUACUUGGCGAAUAGAUUUAAUUAAAACACAACCAUUUUGGCAAGGAUGGUUUUCUGGUUUGUCUAAACUAUUUUUAUCAAUACCUGAACCAAAAUUACUUCUGUUAGCUGAUGCUGAUCGAUUGGAUAAAGAUUUAACCAUUGGACAAAUGCAAGGUAAAUUUCAGAUUCAACUGUUCCCUCGUGCUGGUCAUGCCGUUCAAGAGGAUACUCCAGAUAGAGUUGCGGAAUGCCUGGCUAGAUUUCUAGUACGCAACCGAUUCACUGAAGCUCGUUCAGAUUUGUGAACAAUUAAUUAUCAUAUUGCGGAAUUCCACUAUUCAGUUUUCAUAUAUCGUCGAAUACACUUUCUUCAUGACUGGACGGUCGCUAAUUAAACUUAGUUUUUGUAUUUGUGUAUGUGUAUACAUAAAGCUUUAAUCAUAGUAUUUGUAUAAUUUCUUUUAUAGAAUCCAAUAUUACCUUCUCUCUCUCUCCUUGUAGUGUGGCUAUUCAAAUUCAGUUUGUUUAUUUUCGGAAAUUACUCAAAAUGAAACUGCAAAAUUUCAUGCCAAAAUUAAUUAAUUAAACAAGAAAAUAGAUAAUUAGUGCUCAUUGUUCUUUUUUUUCUUGUUUACUUCUUCCCAUUAUUAGUAUCUGUUUGUGUAUAUCUACUUAUGUAUUGCGUAUAUAUAAACUUUAAUAAUGUUUUAAUGUAUGUGCACGGGUUUCAUUGUACUUCUGCUAUCAAAUUUUUUUAAACUUCAAAAAUGCAAUUGAUUAUUUUUAUUUGUUUAUUGGUAAUUUCUGUUAUCUCAUUUUUCAUUUGACAUGAUGAUUCUUGUAGAUUUUUGAAAAGUGUCAUUAUGACCAACUCUUCGUUCAUUCAUGUAUAGGUGUGUAGCUGCUUCUUUCCUGUUUUUUUUUGAAAAAAAUGAAACACUCAACUUCAUUUUAUUUCUCUCUUGUUUCAGUUUUGUCUUCUCUAAUAACUGACCAUUUUGAAGUAACAACAUCAGUGUCAUCGUAGAUUCGUAUUGAAUGUUUUGGUUUUUUCCUUUGUUGAGCAGAGAAACUAUCUUCAUGAAUGUGUACUCUAAGCUGAGGAUAAUUUUGAAUUGCAUAUAAUUAGUUAUUGUUGUUAUCAUAUUUCCUGUACAAAAUUAUCUUUUUUCGGAGUUUUCCUUGAUUUUCGUAAAUUAGAUAUCUUCAAAGGGAAAAGUGUUCAUCAGUUUGUCAUUAACUGUUUUAUUUAUUCACUUACUAUAUUUGAAGUUGUUUUUUAAAUCUUGGUUAUUGUUGUCUUGUAGUUCUCUUUUUACAGAGUUGUGUUAUUUUAAAUGCUGGUGCUAAUAAACUUUUAUUGUCAAGUCUAUUAUUUAUUUCUGUGUGGUAAUCAAUCACAUUAAAUUUUUCUUUUUGGCUUUUCUUUCUCGUAUAUUUUAUGUUCUUACGUGUAUGUGGUUGUUGAUACGAUUCAGUGCGUUUGUCUACUUUUUUUAUUCGAGGUUUUUACCAUUGUUAUUCUUUCUGUCUCUCUUCUGCUCUUAUCUUUUCGAUUCAUGUAUUUUUACAAAGAAUAUUUCUCGCUGACAAUCAAGAUGAAGUGUUAAUAAAACUAUAAAUGCUAGUGAUUAGCAUCUUGUAUUAUUAAAAUCCGUGUUUUUUUCUUUCUCGUGUUGGUGAUUAACAAAUAAAAUUAUGCGAUUGUUAGUUCAUUUCUGAUAAUCAAUAAUUUCAUAAUGUGUUUGGUUGCU